AAGCCACAGGUCCUCCCAGCGCAGGCUGACUGUGCCCUCCUGUGGACGCAUCGGCGAUAUCGGUCAUCUGGAUUAUUCGAUAUAAUUAUAUCUAUUUUUUUAAUGCACUUUUCAAUUCUGGUUUAAAAUUAUUUUUUUUGUGUCUUUUUAUCAAGAUGUUCCCCGCAGUAAAAUUUUGCUCGGAUUAAACUUGUACUUAAAGGAAAUGCUGCUGCACGUCUCAGUGAGCCAUUCCCUGUCCUCAGAGAGGACACGGCGGGGCAGCGCGCUUGGCUGAGCAGCGCUCAAAGAAGCAAAGCGUGGACAAGAAGAGUUCAGCAAACUCGGAGGUAACAAACUUGGAUCUGUUUCUCCUCUUUCAAGGGUCACCUCCACAGUGACACUUUGGUGUGGGCUGAGUGAAAGAGCAACAAGCACCUGCAGGGCCCCAUCAGUGGCCCAAACCCCAUUACUGCAGUAUGGGCAACUUUUCCAGCAAGGACAGCCAUACAGCUACAGGGUCUCAUAGGGAUAGUUUCCACACUCCUCCUGCUUCUCCACUGAGUGAUGGACCUCCUUUUGUAACCAGUGUCCCCCAACUCCUUCACCGUACCUCACCUCAGUCUUCAUCUGCAGCCCCAGUUUCAUCUCCACCUCCAGUCCCAGUCCUCACACCCAGUGGAAAGACGACACAAGCCAGCACCACCCCUGUCACUUCCAGUCCCCCGCCUGAUUGGAGGCCUCAUCCACCAGUCAGCUCAAAUAGUUCCACCACUGGACCUGGAGUUAGCCUGGUGCUCAACAAGGUUAAAGGACAAGCUGCUUUUGGGAGGAAUGGGGGUCCUCCUACCUCCACCCCUCGGACUAUGGUCUCCCAAGGGAAGACUGUUGCCGUCAGCCCAACAAAGAGUCCCUCUUCCUUGUGUAGUGCCUCACCUGUGGUGGGCAGCUCUCUGGGGCCAAACUGGAGAGAAAGGGACAGUGGGCUGAGUCAGUCUUUACUACCCUGUCAAGAAACUGGGGACAGCCAGGGUGAGGAACUGGACAAGCUGCUAGAGGAGUGUAGAACAGCAUUGGGUAUUACUGCCAGUCAGGAUGGGGCCACAAAAACAGCAGAGAUACUGAAGCAUCUACUGACAGAAGUGAAGAGUCUAAAGAGUACUCUGCAGACAGAGCGUGGGGAAUGGCUGCAGUUCCAGGCCGAUCUGCAGGUGGCAGUGUCAGUAGCAGACCGUCUGCGAGCCGAGGCAGAAGAAGAACUGACCGCACUCCGAACAGCGCACAAGGAUGUUGAGAGGGAGCUGGCAGCUGCCCAGCAGAGGCAGAAGGAUGCCGAUAUGCAACUGGUCACACUGAGAGGGGAGUUACAGGAAAGCAGACAGAGACUAGCUGCUCUCACCCAGGCUCAAGGCAAAACUGACACCCAGGAAGCAGAGAGGCCCAAUGGAGGGACAGCCAACAGCUCUGAAAGCAAAGAAGGGACCCAGAGGGGCCGGGACAGGGGGUUGUACAGACUGGGGCGUGAAGGGAUGGAAAGUAGGAGUCAGAAUGAAUUGACAAAAAAUGCUGCAAGUGAGGAGGCCAGAACAGACUGUAAAAGUGUAACUAAGCGUUACCUGAGAAAUGUGACCAAUGAGGGUAAGAGUGGAGAGGAAGUGCAAUCUGGUGAGACACGACGAACAGUAACCACAGAGAGGUCGAGAAGCCUGUCCAGGUUACCUGCUUCCUCAGACUCCCCCACCAUGCUGAAUGGAACUUCCCAGUCAAAUACUGCCUCAACAGUUGGACCUACAAACAAAAACUUGGGGCAGCCGAGAGGCAAAAGAAGUCUUGACUGCCAAGAUAGCAGGUCAAGUACUGACACAGGAAAGCGUGAGGAGUCUCUAAACAAGUACAACUCUGCCCUCACUGAGCUGCCUCCCAUCAAGCCCCAGGAUGGUUUCAACCUGCUGCUGCGUCGCCACGGAGGCUCGAAGAGAAACUCGCUGCUCCGCUGGUGUCAGACCCGAACACAAGGCUACAAGAAUAUUGACAUCACCAACUUCAGCAGCAGCUGGGCUGAUGGCCUCGCCUUCUGUGCCGUCUACCACACCUACCUCCCCUCACACAUCCCUUACAACACUCUUACUCCAGAGAACAAGAAGGAGAAUCUCAGUCUGGCAUUCAAAACAGGAGAGACUGUUGGGAUUGCACAAACUCUGACAAUAGAGGAGAUGCUGAGAACAGGCGGUCCUGAUUGGCAACGGGUCCUGAGCUACGUAGAGAGCAUCUACCGUCACUUUGAGAUGUGAAUGCUGGAGGUGCUGACAGACAAGCCCACCAAAGUGGAUCCUUAAGGACCCUUUAAAGGAACCAAUAGAAGUUCUUUAUAAAGAUCGCUCCCUGAAUACUGUGUUAUACCUUUGCUGAGUGUCAGGAUACUGGAGAAACCAAUUCUUCUAUUAACAAAAAAGAGCUGCAAACUGCAGCUUUAGACAUCAGAAUAAAUGUGAGCUUCUAAGUGCCGGAAAUCUUGCACAUACAUACAGUAUUUACUGAGUAAUAGAUACUGUAUAGAGUCCAGAAUGAGAAGGAAGCUCACAUUGUGAUUAUCUACAAAUUCUCACAGCCGACUGCAUGUGUUUUCAAUGCUGGUUGAAAAUCUACUGCUGUGAAUUAAAGUUCCUUCUGCCUGGUCUUCAUCAUACGUUUCAGAAAAUGUUCUUUGACCAGGUGAAAGAGACAAGUUGCAGUAUUUAAUUUUUUUUUUUGUUGUAUGCAUUCUUAUGCCUUUCCUGUAGUUAAUCAGCUGAUAUUUCUCAUACAUCUUUACAUAAUGUAAAGAAUGAAGAAGCAGUGAAAGCAGACAGCUUGUCAUACUCAGUACAGGGAUGAGAAUGUGACCAUUUGAGAAGGAGGGGAACACCAACCUUUAAUACAAGUAGUUAGAUAUUGUAGCUUUCAAAAUAAAGACACUCAUUGACUAACAUAGAAAUUCAGAAUAUUUUGAUCUUUUAUAGAGCAUCCCUUUCAAGAAGUGGUAUGUAUAGGUAGAGUUGCUGUAAACGUCUCCACACUGGUACUUCACUGACUGAAAGUACUGUAUUACAUCGUGUCCUUCAUCAACUCUGUUCGCAGUCCUUACACUGCAUGUUUUAUCUGUCAAUAUGUUUUGCCUUUUAUCCUUGCCUGUGAUGCUCUGCAGAGAUUCUUCUUCUUGCUGGACCUUUUAGCACUCUGUAAAUAUGCACUUUUGUCAGCACUUUGUUGGUGUAAGAAUGUGAUAAUGUACAGUACAUGAGUUAUACAGCAUCUGUAGUCUUCAAAGGGUUCAGAAGGCAUUCAUUAACAAGACUGCAGACUAGUGUGAAAAUUUGUCCAAGCAGUUGUCGUUUUUGGACAGGAAACACAACGUGAUCAGAUUCUAAGAAGAGUUUCCACACCAGUGCUGUUUAGGUGCUCAGAGCUGAGCAUCACAGGAGUGACAUUGAGCAGAAACUAAUUCAAGCCCACACAGGCUUGCACAUUCAAUUGCAACAUCAUUUCACGUCACACCUGCGCUUUUAUACUACACCAGCGCGGAGAAAUUAACUUUGGACUUUUGUUUGCUGCCAAAGUUGAGGGUGCCAAAUGUUUGAAAAUUAAUCCUAUUUUAUGUUAAUAGAUCACUGUAAAACAUGUUUAUAUGUAACAGGAGUGGGGGGAAAAUGCCAAAGAAAUAAAAUAUUAAUAUGGAGCAAAUAA
Molecule: messenger RNA, 3702 nt
Organism: Scatophagus argus
Lineage: Eukaryota; Metazoa; Chordata; Actinopteri; Scatophagidae
Product: cytospin-A
Exons: 12
Coding region: 459-2270 (603 amino acids)
Molecular function (GO): protein binding
Source: RefSeq, a predicted model, not a curated record